Messenger RNA from Oppia nitens, 401 nucleotides. RefSeq lists its product as uncharacterized. The transcript is spliced from 2 exons. The coding region runs from base 36 to 401 and encodes 121 amino acids. NCBI's taxonomy places the organism in Eukaryota, Metazoa, Arthropoda, Arachnida, Sarcoptiformes, Oppiidae. The record is from RefSeq and is a predicted model, not a curated record.
UAAACCAACAAAAAAAAUCAUUGCAAACAAACAAAAUGCAUAUCAGUUUAUCAAUAAUUAUUGCUUUAAUUUCUUUGAUAAUAUGCCACUAUACCCUGGGUCAAAAUCAGACAUCACCACAAUCUGGUGUGGGAUUAUCGCCAACUGUCACACAAAACGGUGGCGGCAAUCAAGUUGUCGGUAUCGGUAACAGCAACUCAUCAGGUACUACAGCUAAUGGUUUAUCAAACAAUCCGCAACCGGCAAAUAAUACACAGCCGGCUAACGGUGCCAACAAUAACCCUAAUCCCACUAAUGGUCCGAUUGUACCGAUUGGUAAUACAGGUGCCGGUUAUAAUAAUGGUUAUUAUCCGACAGGAUAUUAUUAUCCAAACGGUUAUGUAUAUCCAUAUUAUGGUUAA